AUGACAAAGACAAAGGCUGAUGUUAAUUCGCCAACUCACUUUGUCUCGCCGAAGGAAAGGAGACACAGGCACAAAAUGGAAAGCGGGACGGAGAGCAUCGACAGCGGGCAGGCGAAGCCCCAACAACAGCACCAGUUCGAGCAACAGCCCGUAGUGCAGCCCAUUCAAGUCAACGCAAAGAAAAAAAUUAAUCGGGCUCCAUCACCCGCCAGACCCAAGGAUGUGCCUGGAUGGUCCCUCACCAAGAUCCGAGGAGGAAUCGGUACACCAACACUGAGCGUUAAACCAGGAUCCAUACAUUUAGGCAGCCGGGUGUCCAGGCGUAGUCCGGUUAGCGGGAAAGAGACAAAAUCUGAGAAAGGAAAACUGCCGGGAAAAUCCACACUAUCGGUUGCCAGUGCCCAGAAGAGCGGCAGUAAAUCGAUGAAAGGUGGUCGGAGGAAGGUGUCUGAUGCGAGCAACGCCUCCGACGACCUGAGCAAAGACUCCGGUUGCGCUGCGGGCAAACUGUCGCCAACGGAUAGCAGUUCCGAGCUCUCCGAUUGCGCCUCCGAGGAGAAUAAACUCUUCACCGACGCUCUGAGUAGUGACACGGAAUCCAACAGCCGAGGCGGGGGGCUUGAUGGCGAUAAACCGAGCAGUGACUGCGUACAUGGGCCACUGGAUAAGGGUAGUCGUGGUGACCAUCACGCCAAGACCCCAGUGGAUAAGGACCGACUCUCCCUGGCAGUGGAGACCGUGGGGGGGAGCAUUUCUCCCGGGGAUGAACGGUCUCUCACCUCGUUCGACAGCCGGGUGCCUGCCAGCACAUCCCUGGCUUUCUCCGACCUGACGGAAGAGUUCAUGGAUGGCAUGCAUGAAGAAUUUGUCAGGGAAAUCGAGGAACUGAGAUCAGAAAACGAUUACCUAAAAGUAAGCAUAUUUUUUUCCAUAUUUGCUUCAACUACAGAAAUUCCUCCCUCAGAUUGUUCUAAUUUGUGAAAGAAAACAAAAACAAAACCCUGCUCUCCAAGAACGGUUCUGUUAAAGGGGCAAUCUGUAGUUGCUACAUACAUUUUGGACUUAUAAAUGAAUGAUAUGUACCCAUUGAUUCUUGAAGAAAAUAACUUAGAAAUGCCCCAUGAGCUUAGUUCAACUGUCAUACUCCAUCAGAACCCCAAAUAUAAGCUUGUUUUACUCCAAUGUUUGUAAACAAACACUAUAUGGCCUCAAAACAUGGUUAAAACAUGGUCGAAGCAUGGUUAAAACUAGCAUUUUUAUAUUAUGGAUGGUCAGGACUUGCAACCAUAGUUUUGUCUAUGAAUUUGAGUGGUUACAUUUGUCCAGCCCUAGCCCUCAGUUUUAACCGAAACAGGGGCGGGGACUUCACUUUGUUGUUGUUUCAACUACUGAAUGCCGUUUUAAGAGAUGGAGCCGGAACUACUAUUUUCAUUGGCUCACCAAAGAAACGAAUUAAAUUUGCAUAAAAUAUUCAUGCAGAAUCAAUAUUCUGAACUUCAGGUUAAAAAAAUCAAUGCAAAUCCAAAUUGGCCACAUAACCAACAACUUCUUAAGUACAUGAUUGUUAAGUCAUCCUAACUCUUGUCCAAAAACAACAACAAAAUACCACACUUUGAAGGCACAGAGACUUAGGGUGGUCAGUGUUAUCUCAGAAUAUAAACUCCAUGUUGUCUCAGCUGUUGUGUUCACUGCUCAUGAUGGUCAGGUGGUUAGUGAAUUCCCAAAACAUCAGAGGUGGUUGGAGGUGGUUGCAGGGCGCUCAUCCGUUACGCACGAGAGGAUUACAGUGACAUGGUUAAGACAGCUUGACUAAUUGUAUUUUGUCAUCCAAUAUUAUCAUUGACACACGUCACGGAGACUGGCUCAGUGUGGGGGCUCAAGAAUUAAUUGAAUUAUCCUACAGGCCUGUGUGCAAAGGCGCACCAUAACAAGCACCAUAACAACGGUUUAUCCAAGCAACUUCUUGGUUACCUUUAGCACAUUUUCUUUCAUUAGUAUUAUUAGAUUUAGAAUGAUGAUUAUUAUGGUAUACAUAGGCCUUCCUAGGCUACUGUGUGGUGGCCAUCUAAGAUCAAAAGUCCACAAAAGAAGGCAGUUCACUAGGACAGUAAUUUGCAUGAAUGCGUAAUGCACACUUCCACAAUCAUGCUCAUGAUAGGUUUUUGGUUAAUUGCUGACCAUAAUCAUCAAAUCUAUCUGACUGAUUGAUUACCACAGACAGCCAUGGGGAGCCACAUCCUUCUUUAUUAGUCAGUCUAAUUACGCGUAAAAAUCAGGUCAUGUGUGCAGCCAUAGUAGUACCUGAGCUCCACAUCUUUAUUUAUUAAUCCCCUGCUUCCUCUCUCCGGUCCUCCACACAUCUGUCGGACUAUUGCAGCUGUUUUCUGGGAGUAGCCUGCCUCGUGCAGAUGCUGCAGUCGAGUGUCCUACCGUCCUCAUUCCACACAUCAUUGUUUGUACCGGGUCGCACUAGUGACACGCUCUGCAGUGGAUGACCCACAUUCCCCUGUCUUUUAUCAGCGUGCACUGCGCGGCAGCCCUCCGCAUAUUAACCAUCUAUUUACUACUACUACUACACACUUCAUCCACCACCCGUAGAAAUAUUUCAUCUGCCUUAUUACUCUGCCGCUGUCAGGUGGGUUGUAGGAUUUGGGCUAAUGCCUCUCCAACUGCACACUGUGUUGUUAUGUAAGUAGUAGUUUGGAAUGCCAGGUUAACGCCCCUAAGGCUUUUUGGGUUUGAUUUAAAUCAAAAAAUAAUUUAAAUCAUAAAUCAUAACAUUGUUAUUAUUCAGGUAUACAGCUGUGGAAAAUAUUAAGAGACCACAGCAAAUUUUUCUUAAAUCAGCAUCUCUACAUGUAUGACAGCCAUUCCAUUCCAACACAGGCACACCUCAUUCUACUGAAUUAGGUACUGAUUAGGUGAUCACCUGAACCAAAUCUUAUUUAACGAGGAAAAGUAUAAAAACCACUGCUGUGGUCAUCACUAUCCGCUUGCAAUAGGACCAGCUGGAUGGCAAAAACAGUGCUAAUUGUACCUCAAAAGUAAUAUUAAUCAAAAAAUAACUAUUGACCAUGCCAAAAGAGUUGAAAAUGAAAGUUUUGAGUGAGGAAAAGAAGGGUUCAAUUCUGGCUUUACUGGCAGAGGGAUACAGUGAGCAUCAGGUUGCUUCCAUCCUUAAAAUGUCAAAGACGGCUGUUCAUAAGAACAAGGUCAAGCAGCAGACAUUGGGGACAAGAAAGCUACAGACAGGCAGAGGGCGAAAAUGACUCUCUACUGACCGGGAUGACCGCCAACUCAUUCGAAUGUCACUCAACAACCGUAGGAUGACAUCAAGUGACCUACAAAAAUAAUGGCAAACGGCAGCUGGGGUGAAGUGCAUGGCGAGGACGAUUCGAAACAGUCUCCUAGGGGCUGAAGUCGUGCAAAGCUAGAAAAAAGCCCUUCAUCAAUGAGAAGCAAAGAAGAGCCAGGUUAGGUUUGCAAAAGACCAUAAUAAUUGGACCGUAGAGGACUGGAGUAAGGUCAUCUUAUCUGAUGAGUCCAGUUUUCAGCUUUGCCCAACACCUGGUCGUCUAAUGGUUAGACGGAGACCUGGAGAGGCCUACAAGCCACAGUGUCUCACAUCCACUGUGAAAUUUGGUGGAGGAUCGGUGAUGAUCUGGGGGUGCUUCAGCAAGGCUGGAAUCGGGCAGAUUUGUCUUUGUGAAGGACGCAUGAAUCAAGCCACGUACAAGGUUGUCCUGGAAGAAAACUUGCUUCCUUUUGCUCUGACAUUGUUCCCCAACUCUGAGGAUUGGUUUUUUCCAGCAGGACAAUGCGCCAUGCCACACAGCCAGGUCAAUCAAGGUGUGGAUGGAGGACCACCAGAUCAAGACCCUGUCAUGGCCAGCCUAAUCUCCAGACCUGAACCCCAUUGAAAACAUCUGGAAUGUGAUCAAGAGGAAGAUGGAUGGUCACAAGCCAUCAAACAAAGCCGAGCUGCUUGAAUUUUUGCGCCAGGAGUGGCAUAAAGUCACCCAACAUCAAUGUGAAAGACUGGUGGAGAGCAUGCCAAGACGCAUGAAAGCUGUGAUUGAAAAUCAGGGUUAUUCCACCAAAUAUUGAUUUCUGAACUCUUCCUAAGUUAAAACAUUACUAUUGUGUUGUUUAAAACUGAACAUGAACUUAUUUUCUUUGCAUUAUUUGAGGUCUGACAACACUGCAUCUUUUUUGUUAUUUUGACCAGUUGUCAUUUUCUGCAAAUAAAUGCUAUAAAUGACAAUAUUUGUAUUUGAAAUUUGGGAGAAAUGUUGUCAGUAGUUUAUAGAAUAAAACAAAAAGGAUAUUUUUACCCAAACACAUACCUAUAAAUAGUAAAUACAGAGAAACUGAUAAUUUUGCAGUGGUCUCUUAAUUUUUUCCGCAGCUGUAUAUCAGCUGGGCAAAGUUCCGUUCUGUAUUAAUCUCAGUGUUCUGCAGUGGUUUACUCCUGGACUGGUUAUGUAGACUACCGUUAUGAUGGGGUUGUUAAUGCUAUAUACAUUGUUCUUGAUUCUGAGAUGAAGAUACACAUCCUGCUAAGGAGACAGUGACAAUGAUGAUGGUGUUGAUGACUGAUCUGAUGCUGACAUAUACUGUACAUUAAUGAUUAGAAAGAGUAUAGUGAUUGCACACUAGCUCAUCAAGACCCUGUAUAUGGUAGGUAACCAUUUCCAACCAUUCUCACCCCUCCUCUCUCCUCCACCCUUCCCCCAUCCUCUCUCCCCAGGAUGAGAUGGAGGAGCUGCGCUCUGAGAUGUUGGAGAUGAGGGACAUGUACAUGGAGGAGGAUGUGUACCAGCUGCAGGAGCUGAGGCAGCAGUUUGAGCAGACCAACAAGACCUGCCGCAUCCUGCAGUACCGCCUCCGCAAGGCCGAGAGACGCAGCCUCCGCGUGGCCCAGACGGGACAGGUGGACGGGGAGCUCAUCCGAACCCUGGAGCAGGACGUCAAGGUGAGUGGAGAGGGAGAGAGUCUGGAUGGAUCCGUGUUUGUGAGGGUGGGGUGUGUCUGUCAUCAUCGACUUCCAUGGACAGCUAAAAUGGUGUGUGUGUGUGUGUGUGUGCGCGUGUGCAUGCCAAUGCAUAAUUCAUAUGUCAGUGACACAAACAGAAACUUGAAGAGAUACUGAACAUUGGGUAAUUGCUAGCAUUUAAGUGUUUACAGACUUUUAGAAACUUCAAAGAUAGGGGGUAUGACAUAA
Molecule: messenger RNA, 5224 nt
Organism: Coregonus sp. 'balchen'
Lineage: Eukaryota; Metazoa; Chordata; Actinopteri; Salmoniformes; Salmonidae
Source: the annotation of a GenBank genome assembly